Messenger RNA from Rhizopus microsporus ATCC 52813, 546 nucleotides. RefSeq names its product carbonic anhydrase. The transcript is spliced from 4 exons. The annotation marks the transcript as partial. Gene Ontology annotation, molecular function: zinc ion binding; carbonate dehydratase activity. Lineage: Eukaryota; Fungi; Mucoromycota; Mucoromycetes; Mucorales; Rhizopodaceae. The record is from RefSeq and is a predicted model, not a curated record. Gene Ontology annotation, biological process: carbon utilization.
UUGCUCGAAAAUAACCGUCAAUGGGCCCAAGCGGUUCAAGAAACGGACCCCAACUUUUUCAAGACGUUGGCUGAAAAGCAAGAGCCCAAGAUUUUAUGGAUUGGUUGUUCUGAUUCACGUGUCCCCGUCAACCAAAUCGUUCAACUCGGUCCUGGUGAAAUCUUUAUCCAUAAAAACAUCGCCAACGUGGUUUGCCAUUCCGAUUUGAAUUGUCUCUCUGUUUUGCAAUACGCUGUCGAGGUAUUGAAGGUGGAACACAUUGUUGUCUGUGGACACUCCAACUGUGGUGGCGUUGCCGCUGCUUUAGGUCAGCAGCAAUUUGGCUUGAUUGAUAACUGGCUUAGAAAUGUCAAGGACGUCUACCGAUUGAAUCAGAAUGAAAUGGACAAAAUCGACAAUGCUAAGGAGCGUUUGAUGAAACUUGUUGAAUACAAUGUCAUCAAUUCUGCUGAAAACAUUGUUCACUCUACGAUUGUUCAAAACGCAUGGAAGAGAGGUCAAAAGUUGACUGUACAUGCUUGGGUCUAUAACCUCGAGAAAGGGUAA